Messenger RNA from Antrostomus carolinensis (chuck-will's-widow), 975 nucleotides. RefSeq names its product IQ and ubiquitin-like domain-containing protein. NCBI's taxonomy places the organism in Eukaryota, Metazoa, Chordata, Aves, Caprimulgiformes, Caprimulgidae. The record is from RefSeq and is a predicted model, not a curated record. Gene Ontology annotation, cellular component: acrosomal vesicle; motile cilium. Gene Ontology annotation, biological process: flagellated sperm motility; cilium assembly.
UGUGCACAGCCGAAGAGGUGGAAGGCGUACGAUGGAAAAAUCACUGAAAUGGAUACACAGUACACACUCCGUGCCAGAGAACUAUUUGAAAUCUAUCGCAGCAUUAGCAUGGAUGACAUCCCAAACGAUGAGAGAAUAGAUAGACUGUUAACACUCAGACGUACAGUGAAGGAACAUGAAUGUAAAUUAACACAGGAAAUAGUGGAAUUAAUUGACAGGGAAGUUGAUCUUAUGUUGAGAGAGGUGAAAAAAUGCAACUUAGAAGGACUGAGGAAAAGAAUUUGUACAUUAUUUCUUCAGUAUGUUAAAACUCCAAAGUUUAACCCUGAAGUUGCUAGGAUACUUAAGGUUCCAACAGAUCCCUUAAAGCUUUAUAAAAAAGUUAACUUCUGUCAUAGUUGUGAAAAUUACUUACCAUCUACUGAGUUUCCUGUUCCUGCUAAUUCCCGCACCAUUGGCAGGUGUCGCUUGUGUUGCAAGCUUGAUAAUGAGGCUCAGCGGCGAGAAACCUUUUUGAAGUACAAACUCAUACUAGAAAAUCUGAGAAAGUCUGAAGCUGAUUAUCAGGAUAAUUCCAAAAUUGUUUUCUUAGUUCAGCUUCGAGAUCUGCAGUACAUGAUUGAGAACAUAUGGGGGUGUCAGUCAGCUCUCAGUGCCUGCAGUGACCUCUAUGAUUUGGUUAUGGUCAGAUGGGAUAAGGGGUGUGAGUGGUCUCCGUGGAACACUGUUCUCCUCACUAAAGAUGAGGCAGAUGCGCAUCUUAAGCUGUCUAACCUUCAGGAGGCUUAUGAAGCGGCAUUUAUUCACAGAAUAAAACGAAAGCAUAUCCGGGCAGAAAACUACUUUGCUCAGAUUCCAGUGAUGAUGACAUUUUUGCAUAGGAGUGACAAUCAGGCUAAUGCAAAUGACUUUUAAUAGCUGGUACAAAACCAUAACUCUUAGGUGAAGUUAACUGAAGUUUAAAAAGUUAACUGA